AUAAUGUAAUCUACCCAGAUGAAUAAGAAAGAAAAAAGAUAAAAAUAAUAAAACAAGAAAACAAGAAAACAAGAAAAAACAUACCAAAAUACACCAACUCAUUGGGCGUUAUUGCAAUCUCGACCACCUAGACGUUUCAUGUCUCCCCACCCAUCUUAUCCUAGCUUGGCCUUUUUUCCCUGUACUUUAGCUUUUUUUCUUCUUGAUUUUUGCUUUGUUUCUUUUUCCUCUUCCACUACCUUUACUUUUUCAGCAACCUUUUUUUUUCUCUUCAGAAUCUUUAUUGUUCCCUCUUCUUACGUUGAAUUUGACGUUUUGGAGAAUGAAUAGUUCGACCCAUUUAAUGCGUAACGAAACCGGAGACGAAAACAGUAACGAUCCGUACCCUCCGAACGAAACCAAACAGCUGUCGCCUGGACAAAGCGAAUGUUGUUAUGUGCGCCGUCAUGGCAAUGGUAGUGAUGUCAAUGCGACGGUGGAUCAUUUGGCAGUCGCCAUGUCGUCUUCGACAUUCUCUCCUUCGAAUGCUGGCUACGGCAGCAGUAACAAUCCUCCUCACCCGGGCUAUUACGAGAACAAAUUAACCACUCUGGCCCCUUCGGCCUUCUUUUCGCCACUUCACCCGUAUCCGAACGAGAUCCAUCCAGGAGAUACCCUGGUUUGGUUGCAAGUCGAUAAUGCCAACCGUCGUCGAAACUCCAACACAUCGUCUCCCUCCGCUUCCGGGGCUUCGCUUCCUACUGGUGCUGCGGUUGAAACGUUGAUAAAUCACCAUGCAAUCGCUUGUCCACCGCUUCCCUCCACACCCUCCUCUUCAAUCAAUCAUAAGCAGAAACGACGACUUUCCGACGAAUCUGCUUCUGUUAAAACAUGUACUGACUCGCACACCACUGAGGAUUCAACAGACGACCAAUGGAGGGCACAAAUUCUAAUGGAGAAAAGAAGGCAUCGUCGUGAAAGCCAUAAUGCAGUGGAACGAAGGCGUCGAAAUACGAUCAAUGAGAAUAUUCAACAUCUGGGUCGGCUGUUACCGGAGCAUAUGUUGGCGCAUGGCAAAAUUAGCAAAGGGACGAUUCUAAAAGGCUCAGUUGCUUACAUUCAUUCCUUGCACAAUCAACUUUCGGAUUGUAAAGCACGCUUGGCUAGCUUGCAGCAAGAAAUUGGCUACCUCAAUCUCCCUAUCACCUCCACUGCCUUAGGGCAUACCUUACCGCCCUCCCCAACCGUGUAAUACUUGUACUAAUCUGCUCCAAACCAAUGUAUGCUUCUUGUUUUCUUCAUUCAGCAUGAGACAAUGACAUAACUGUUUAUCUACUCCUUUUUAUGCCCUUUUUUUUUAUUUCUUCCCUUUCCUCUUUUUUCAUUGUUCUCUAUCUACUCUAUUGUGUUCCGGUAUUUUUUUAUCCCUAGUUUCUUCUUCCUCCCCCAUUGAAAACUAUUUUUUUCGAGCUACUUUCUUUGUGUAUCUGCUUGACAUGUUUCGAUUAUAAAUGAAUUGAAUUGUAGUGAUCGCGUUGAUGUCAUU
This is a messenger RNA of Radiomyces spectabilis, 1525 nucleotides long. RefSeq lists its product as uncharacterized. Gene Ontology annotation, cellular component: nucleus. The record is from RefSeq and is a predicted model, not a curated record. Gene Ontology annotation, molecular function: RNA polymerase II cis-regulatory region sequence-specific DNA binding; protein dimerization activity; DNA-binding transcription factor activity, RNA polymerase II-specific. Bases 323 to 1231 code for a protein of 302 amino acids. NCBI's taxonomy places the organism in Eukaryota, Fungi, Mucoromycota, Mucoromycetes, Mucorales, Radiomycetaceae. The transcript is spliced from 3 exons. Gene Ontology annotation, biological process: regulation of transcription by RNA polymerase II.